GCUUGUUGUAUUCUUUUGUGUGACAGUUUAGUUCUUUGAUCGUUGUUGGCUGAGUGAAACUCAUCUCUUGUGUAUGACGUGCUUUGUUGUUUGUCCUUCUUCUUCUUCAUACCGCCACAUCCAAUAUGGCGAUUGCAUCGUUCGUCUUCUUCUUUUUCUUCUUCUCCUUCUUUUCUUCUUCUUAUCAUUCUUCUUCUUCUUUUUCUUCUUCUCCUUCUUCCUCUUUUUUUUCUUCUUCUCCUUCUUCUUCUUCUUCUUCUCCUUCUUUUUCUUCUUCUCCUUCUUCGUCCUCUUCUUUUUCUUCUUCUGCUUCUUUUUCUUCUUCUCCUCUUCUUCUUCUUCUCCUCCUCCUUCUUCUUCUACUCCUUCUUCUUCCUCUUCCUUUUCUUCUUCUCCUCCUUCUUCUUCUUUUCUUCUUCUCCUUCUUCCUCUUCUUUUUCUUCUUCUCCUUCUUCUUCUUCGUCCUCUUCUUUUUCUUCUUCUCCUUCUUUUUCUUCUUCUCCUUCUUCUUUUUCUUCUUCUCCUUCUUUUUCUUCUUCUCCUUCGUCGUCCUCUUCUUCGUCCUCUUCUUUUUCUUCUUCUGCUUCUUUUUCUUCUUCUCCUUCUUCUUCUUCUCCUUCUUCUUCUUCUCCUCCUCCUUCUUCUUCUACUCCUUCUUCUUCUUCUACUCCUUCUUCUUCCUCUUCCUUUUCUUCUUCGCCUCCUUCUUCUUUUCUUCUUCUUCUUUUCUUCUUCUUCUUCUUCUCCUCCUCCUUCUUCUUCUUCAUCAUACUACAGCUUCCGAUAUGGCGAUUGCGUCGUUCGUCUUCUUCUUUUUUUUCUUCUUCUUCUCCUUCUUCUUCUUCUUCUCCUCCUUCUACUUCUUCCUCUUCUUCUUCCUCUUCCUUUUCUUCUUCUUCUUUUCUUCUUCUUCUUCUUCUUCUCCUUCUCCUCCUUCUUCUUCAUCAUACUACAGCUUCCGAUAUGGCGAUUGCGUCAACGGAACAGUCCGAGUUGAAUUCAGUAUCUAUGUAUGUCUCUGUCGAUUCCAAACAGCAGCCUAUUAGGCGCAAUCUUGUUUCUCAUUUGCGACGUAUCUUAUUCGCCCCGCCUUUGGUGCAAAGCCAAUUGGUUUGAAAAAAGUGGCCGGGUGAUGUGAUUGGCCUCAAAUCGAACAACAACUUCCGUAUCGCCAGUCUUGUUUUUGAUUGGAAUUGAUUUUAAUUUGAUGGUGUUUUUUUUUGGAGGGGAGGGGGGAGAUCUCCGCAGCCCAAAACCUACAACCUCGGAGACACUCUCUUCUAUCAACGAUAAAAUGGCUUCGGAUUCUCCUCGCAGACUGAGUCGCUGUGCUGGAGGGGCAUUAGUGCGGGCACAAGCUGCAACGGAGCAGUCUUACAUGGAAAGCGUGGUCACCUUCUUGCAAGAUGUCGUCCCUCAGGCUUACUCUGGGGGUCUGCAAACGGAUGAAAAGGAGAAAGUCAUUUGGGUUCGUUUUGAGAAGGCCAACAUCAAUGACUCUGCCCGCAACCUUGAGUUUAUGGAGAUACACAGUGGCACUACUGAUCCCCCCCUCUGUCUCAUGAUUGGUUACGCCGAUGGGAUGCAGAUCUGGAGUGUUUCGAUGGCAGGGGAGGCCCAGGAGCUGUUCUCUGUGCGUCAUGGCCCAGUGAAAACCGCUCGCAUUUUACCAGCUCCACAUAUGAGUCCUUUGAAGUUUGACGUGUUUUCCGACAAGAGACCUUUGCUCGGAGUCUGCAAAAGCACAGGGUCCUCAGGAACAAGCCCCCCUUACUGUUGUGCUGACCUGUAUUCACUCAGGACAGGGGAACUAGUUAAAUCAAUUCAGUUCAAGACCCAGAUUUAUGAUCUUCACUGUAAUGAGCAUAUUCUUGCCAUCAGCCUCCAAGAGAAGAUUGCAGCAUUUGACAGCUGCACCUUAACCAAGAAGUUUUUUGUGACAAGUUGUUAUCCCUGUCCUGGGCCAUAUCUCAAUCCAAUAGCGCUGGGAAGUCGCUGGUUAGCUUAUGCUGAAAACAAGUUAAUCAGAUGUCACCAAUCUCGAGGAGGAGCUUGUGAUGAUAAUGCACAAUCUUAUACAGCGACAGUGAUCAAUGCUGCUAAGACUCUAAAGACUGGUCUAACCAUGGUUGGAAAGGUUGUGACCCAGUUGACUGGUACCCUCCCAGCAAGUGCAUCAGACGAUGAAGGGUCCCCUCACAACAUGAGUCGUCGUAGCCAGCAUAACGCCGGUGUGGUCACAGUCAUUGACACAGAUAGUGUUGGCGAAGGACAGGUCUUGGUGAGCGAGGACUCCGAAGGCGAGGGAUUGGUGGCUCAUUUUCCAGCUCAUGAGAAACCCAUAUCCUGCAUGCAAUUCAAUCCCAACGGAAUGCUACUCGUGACUGCCGACACCCUUGGUCAUGAUUUCCACGUCUUCCAGAUCCUCACCCACCCAUGGACGUCUUCACAGAGUGCUGUCCACCAUCUGUAUACAUUACACCGUGGGGAGACUGAAGCAAAGGUCCAGGACAUGGUUUUCAGCCAGGACAGUCGUUGGGUGGCAAUCAGCACCCUUCGCGGAACUACCCAUGUAUUUCCGAUUAACCCCUACGGCGGUGCACCCUGUUGCCGCACGCAUAUGUCUCCGCGGGUUGUCAACCGGAUGUCACGCUUCCAGAAGAGUGCUGGCCUGGAGGAAAUUGAGCAGGAGCUAAACAGAGUGACUAUGUCUGGAGGUUUAGGUGGAGGGAGCAUUGGAGGAGGUGCCUCUGUCCUAAGCGGAGGAGGAGCCAUCGGGGGUCGCUGUAGCCCCAUACCUGGUCUUUCCAGUAGCCCAUUAGGGUCUCCACAUCAUGCCAAGUUAAGCAGCCAAGAAUUGUAUAACAACUUCACCAAUAACAGCAUGGCAAAUCCGUGGUUGUCUCCUCUACCCAGCCUCACUGUUGUGCUCCCUUUGGCUCAGAUCAAACAGCCUAUGACCCUUGGCACAAUCACUAAACGCACUGGCAAAAGUAAGCCACCCUCCCAGAUGUCCCCGAGCAAGUCCAGUGGAGGAGAGUUCUGUGUGGCAGCCAUCUUUGCCUCCUCCCGAUCAUGGUUCAUCACGAACCCCACCACGAAAAGAGAGAAAGAUCAGCCAAGGCAAACUGUUAUCGACUCACUGUACAUCAUAAGCUGCUACGGUAACUUGGUAGAGCAUGUUCUUGAACCUCGGCCAAUAAGCACCGCCCAAAAGAUAAGCGAAGACACCGCUUUGGAACUUUGUACCUCUCCAAGGGCAUGCUGGACUUUAGCAAGAACUCUGCAAUGGAUGGAGCUACAGCCACCCUUCAACUCCAAGCAUCCAUUAGUUUUGGCCUCCAGUAAGGUGCAGUACUGCCAGUACCUUUUGGCAGGGAUGUCUCCAGGGAGCCCGAGCCCAAGAAAACGUCACGAGUCAUCAGAUAGUCUGGCAUCUGAUCACGUUGGGCAGGACGAUGAGGAGUGGCUUUCUCAGGUGGAGAUUGUAACUCAUACAGGUCCGCAUCGUCGGCUGUGGAUGGGACCCCAAUUUCAGUUUAAGACCAUUCAUCCCUCAGGCCAGACUACAGUCAUUUCAUCUUCCUCCUCAGUGCUUCAGUCUCAGAGCCCAUCUGAUGCACAGCAGCCUCUUCUGGAUUUUGACACAGAUGACCUGGACCUACAUAGCCUGAGGAUGCAGCCCUUGCGUUCGGAUCCUGUCAGCAUGCCUGGGUCAUCACGGCUGUUAGCUGAUCGUCAAGGACAGACUAACAUCAUGGAUGCAGGUCCAGCUCUUCAAGCAUGGCCAACGGACGCCUUGUUCCACGGAGAUUAUCAUCUCGGGGGAGACGGCUACGUGCAUCCAUGAUUCAUGAUAGACUUCAGGACUUGGAAGCUACUGUACACAUAGGCGCAUACGCAGUAAAUCAAAAUGGUGACCGUAAAACAAGGGAAAUAUGGCAGGGCAGCAUCUUGUCGUGGUAUGUUAUCCUUUGAUUCGUUUUCAUUUGUAUCCAACAUUUCUGACUCUGCAUUUGUUAGUUUUUUUUGCCUGAACUUGAAUUAGCACUGGUUUGUUCUUACUCCUUGUCGAUUGUGAUACCUUAACUCCUGUCCUCUGUUGGAUAUUGCUGGGGUUUUCUUUACUGCUGCUUUUCGUUUACCCAUGACUCAGAUUCAUUUUCCAAAACCAUGAUAGAGAACACCCUCUUACAAGUGGGUAUGUGGCUGUGUCUCAUUCAAACUGUCAUGAUCGUGAUUUCAUUUAGUAUCGUGGACUCCCCGCUAUUUGCGGGGGAUAGGGACCGUGACUAGCUAAAAUCUGUGUAUCAUUGAAAAAAAGAAAAAAUAAUCUUGAAUAAGAAGAGUUAAACCACCAGUAAGUGUUUUUUGGGAGUGCCCCCCACCCCCUAAAAAAAGAAAGAAAAGGAAGAAAAUGAACAUUUUGAAAAAGAAAAUUCUGUGAAUAGGUGAAUGCACAGGUGCCAAACUGCGAGUAUGCGGGGGUCCAUUGUAUUUUGAUUUUACUGUGUAACAGAUUAUGUACUUUUGCCUUUGGCUUAUAUGGAAUUUGGUGUUCCUGUGUGCGUGUUGCGUCUUUGCUUUCCUGCGUAAAAAACAAUCAGCUCUCUCCAGCCACUUGUGUCUUGUUCAGGUGUGCCUCGUAGUCUCGUCAUUUCGUUUGUAUUUAGUUUCCUGGUUUCUUUCAGUCAAUUCAUUCCCGUAUGUCGUGUCCGUCUCACGUUAUGUCAUCUCAUGUAAUGUUGCCUGUCGUGGAGAGUUUAAAGUUUUUGCACUUUUUAAGUCGAAGCAUUAAGUCUAAAUGCUGGUGCUCAAGUACCUUUUGUUUUGACUUUUUGUUAAUAAAUACCUUCUGUCUUGCCACCUUUGCUUCCCUGCACUAACUGGUUUCUGGACUGGCAACCUCUCAAUGUUUAAUAUUUUUGGUGGGGAGUUAAAACAACGGACUUCUUUUUAAGUGGUAUUUAUUGAAGAUAACAAAUUGUGUUGCAGAUAUUAGCUCACAACAGUCAGUUCAAAUUUAAACAAUUUCCCCCAAACAAAAUUUGCCAGAUUCAAAAUUAUACAACUUUGGGGUUCUGCUUUGUUUGAAAACUACAUGCACCUGAGCUGCAAAAUUACACUUUGUCCCGCAGUUCACAUUUCACCGUAGCCUAACUUUUCACAUUUUCACCUUUAUUAGCUCCACUAAUUAUAACCUUGCAAUGUUCCUCUUUAUGGGAGCGUUGGUCGUCCUGGGAAUCCUGAAAAGCAAAAACAUAAUGAUCCCUAAAUAACUCUAUAUUACCCACAUAUACAGUAACCCUGUCUGUGUGUUUGUGUGUGGGUUGCCAAUCGUUUGAAGUGCUUAUUCUCGCAAAAUUACAGUGCUGCCAUAAUAAAGUAUUACUCUGUAAUUACAAGUCAAGUCUCAGUAAAUGUGUGUGUUUGUCUAUGCAAGACAUGUGAGGUGAAACUUUGAGAGUAUGUGCCUCGCCAAUUUCUGUGUAUUUGCUUUAGUGCAUUUUGAAGUAGAAACAUGAAAUUUGUCUUGCGUGCAGCGUGCUGAGGCGAGUGUCUGUAUGUCUAACAAUGCAUAUUGAGGCUGACUAAAAAGGAGAAAUCUG
This is a messenger RNA of Phycodurus eques (leafy seadragon), 5609 nucleotides long. RefSeq names its product BCAS3 microtubule associated cell migration factor (gene bcas3). The coding region runs from base 1208 to 3850 and encodes 880 amino acids. Gene Ontology annotation, biological process: autophagy; response to starvation. NCBI's taxonomy places the organism in Eukaryota, Metazoa, Chordata, Actinopteri, Syngnathiformes, Syngnathidae. Gene Ontology annotation, molecular function: protein binding. The record is from RefSeq and is a predicted model, not a curated record. The transcript has 23 exons. Gene Ontology annotation, cellular component: cytoplasm.